GCAAUAAAGAAGAUAAAGGGCAAAGCCGUGAUGCAGCCCGGAGACACUCCAACAGGAGACGACGAGCACCAGGUAGAGGUCCAGCCAGUUGUUGAAGGUGUGGGCCAGGUGAUACCAUCGUGGAACGAGGGGAGCAUCCAAGAGGUCGUGGUCGUGGUGUAGGGAGCAGAGGGUGUGGACGUGGCGAUAAAGAUAUUGUAGCCGAGGCCAUGGAGGAGGCAGACGUUGGUGCUGAGAAGGAGGACGAGUAUAUUAAUGGUGGUACUUCUUCAGAAGAUGACACGGAGUUUCCAGCCCAAAAGAAAAAGAAGACCGUCUGUUACUGGCUCCGAGAGUUCCCACAAGUCUGGAACACGCGCCAUGAAAACUACAGGAAGACACCUGAGAAGGACCUCUUGUGGGAAGAGCAGGGCCAGAAGAUGGGGUUGACGGGCAGCCAUCUCAAACAAUGGUACAGGAGCACUAGGUUCAAGUUUGGUCAUGUCAAGACCAAGAAGGGCAAGUCCGGAUCUGUUGCCCAACCAGUUCUGACCUUCCGGGAUAAGACUGUAUGGCAGCUAUUCCAGUUUCUGGGGGACUUCGUCAAGGAGAAGGCCAAUCGGGAGCCAGUUGCCAGUCUCCGCAAGAGGAUUGCUGCCCAGGCACCCGCUCACACUCCUCCUCGUGAUCCCAGUCCAGUCCGUGAUGAAGAGCCAGCCCCCAGGCCUAGAGGUGCAGCUCCACCACCGCCAGCUGCUGAGGCUCCAGAUGCUGCUCCCGUGGACCCCCUGGUUGACCUACAUAGACAGGGCAUUCAGCUACUGGUCAGCCAUCGAGCAGCGCUAGAUGCAGUCAUUGGGAUAAAGGGGCCCCACAAGGACCGGUCUGCAUACUGUGACUACCUCAAUCAGUGCGGCCAGCAGCUGAACCAAGAGCUGUGGUCGAGAUUCAAGAGAGAGUCAUUCAUGUUUAUGGAGUCCCUCCUCGAGUAGCAGAGCAACAGGCAGAACCCUCAGACUCAGUUGCAGCCUGCCCAGCUUGCUAAGCCUGGUCAGCCUCCCCAGCAGCUGUCACACAUGCCUCGCACCUCCUACACGAGACCACUACCAGCCAACAUCUCCCAGUGGCAAUCUCCCCCACACCGUUGGCCCCAGCCCCAGCAGCUUGCAACCCAGUCUGACGUGUGGGGGCUCAGGAACCAGCCUGAAUGGCCCGGAGCAUUCAGUGCUUCAUUCAUUCGUGCCCACCUCCGGACCAGCAGCCAGACACAGCCAGCCCUAAUCCUGAAGCCAGGUUAUCUGACUUAUCACUCAGCGGCUUCGGUGGAUCCCAGUUUAGCGAGCUCAACGCCCCUACCUUUCACAGGAGUUUACUAGAUGACGAAGUGGACCUGCAACAGCAGGAAGACAUCAGCAAGCAGUAGACAGUCUAUGGACACUGCACUUGUCGUAGAGACAAAUGUGGAUUUUGGAUAGUGUUGCAUUUCAUGUGCUUAUUGUUUUAUAAUGUUGUAUACAUAGCGUUGUCUAUGACGUGUGGCCCUUGUAUGUAGCCCACUCGUGGAG
Messenger RNA from Mya arenaria, 1544 nucleotides. RefSeq lists its product as uncharacterized. Lineage: Eukaryota; Metazoa; Mollusca; Bivalvia; Myida; Myidae. The record is from RefSeq and is a predicted model, not a curated record. The coding region runs from base 210 to 971 and encodes 253 amino acids. The transcript has 2 exons.